Cylas formicarius (sweet potato weevil) is the source of this 4076-nucleotide messenger RNA. RefSeq lists its product as uncharacterized. The transcript has 14 exons. The record is from RefSeq and is a predicted model, not a curated record. Gene Ontology annotation, molecular function: G protein-coupled receptor activity. NCBI's taxonomy places the organism in Eukaryota, Metazoa, Arthropoda, Insecta, Coleoptera, Brentidae. Gene Ontology annotation, cellular component: membrane. Gene Ontology annotation, biological process: cell surface receptor signaling pathway. The coding region runs from base 1004 to 3991 and encodes 995 amino acids.
AUUAAUUUUGUUUUCAUUUCCGAUUCUAACUUCACCCACAUUUCAACACGUGACACUGUUUAAACAAGCUGUCUUUUCAAAGUGACACUUUAUGCACGCCUGAUCAGUUCAUAUUUGAGAGUAGAAAGUGCAAACUAACCAAUAAUUUUCGUAUCCUAAUUUGGUUCGUUAUGUAUUAUGUAGAUUUUAUAUACUAUUUAGAUGAAUGCAAUUACUGAUCAGAGCACCUCUUCACCCUUACUGUUACACCCUGUACAUAUAAAUAUAUAGAGUGUCUAUUUUUAACUAUGUACAAAUACGUUUUUUACAUUACAUUUUUCAUUUUUUAUUGCAAAGGGCUCAUAGUCCAAAACUGUUUCUUAUUAUUCUUAAAGUGCUCUUAAAAAGCGAAUCCAGAGCACGUAACGAGCUUUUCAUAACCCUUAGUUUUCAUAAAACAUUGGAAGAUGACAAGAUAGAGUUAAUCAAGAUCUUUCGAAACCCUCACUUGCAAAACUUUCCCCUUACAGUAAAGCCAUGUUUAAGUUAGAUUUUGCUUCUAAAUGUUUUUGAAUUAGGUAUUGAUUUGAUUACUAUUUCCGGGCGAUUUUAAAAUUCAAUUUUUUCCAUUGGACAUGAUCGAUACGCUAGAAUGUUUUCUUUAGAACGAUAUUACUUAAUUUAAUUUUUUGUAAGAGUUUUACAGUAUUUUGUUUAUUUAUGACUAUGACGCUUUAAGAAUGUGGCGCCAGCAACACAUCAAUAAACAAUUUAAUAUAACUGAAAUUCGCCAGCGACCAAAAUGUUGUACUCGUUGCUGGGGUGGUUUGCAAAAUCCCCCCACUCAGCAACUGCGCGCCCCGACUUCGCGAAGACUCCCCUGUGACCAGAGCUUCGACUCCCGCAACAAUAAACCGACAAUUCAGCCGCUGGCUACUAGUAAAGCGCUUGUUCCUCGCAUCGCAGUUGCAAGUGUACUGUUAUGGCGCGAUGACUAAAUUUACGACCAGAUAAAACCUUGAAAAUGAUUAUUACACCUGUAGUCGUAUGUGCAUUGCUGCUUAAUCGCGUGACGGCGUCUGAGGAUCAGCUGGCUAAGUGCUGCUCUGCCGAAGAUAACUUGGUGAAAGUCAAAGCAGGAUUUACUUGUCAGCCGGAUAGCAGACGCAGAUUACAAAUACUAACCGAAGAAAACAAUUUUCUAAACGGUUCUGUUAGUGGUGAAUGCGUAGAGGUUACCGGCGACAAUUUUCUCCUCUACGAAGUGAAGAACGAAGAACUGAACGCCAUCGCCGUCAUCAACGAGACAUUAUUUCCGAAAUGCUGCCCUUUGGGGUUCGUAUACGACCACGACCGCCGUUCUUGUGCUAUCGACAAUAACAUUUCCCACGACUUCAUCAAGGGAAACUACCUAAGCGUUGGUUUACCUACAUGCAAAAUUAUUUUGGACAAGUUCUAUAAGAGCGUCGUUCAUAUAGAAACCAUUUUGGAUUUGGAUGUCGUGAGCGAGGGGUCUUUUUGCCUGGACCAGAAUAGUAAGGGUGGUUUCGUGGUACGAGAGUGCCAGGACAACUUGUCAAUAUGCCAGCGAAAGAGAUGUAUCAGAAAAUGCUGUCCGGACGGCCAAAGUUACGUAGGGGGAGCGAAUUGCAAGGACACGCACGUCUACGGGGUGCAGAUUGCUUCCCAGCAUUUUUCGGAUGGCAUAGAGGAUCCUGAAGAUAACUUCGAAGUUAUAUAUGACACGCGAUGCCCCAGGGUCACUCUCCUUGCCAACAACACCAUAUCCUACACUAUCGACAAGGAUGGAGUAUUCAAAUAUUACCACAACUACAGUGGCACGUUCAUCGAAAAAACCUACGACCAUCCCCAAUCGUACUGCAUCGAACAUGCGGUCAAAAAAGAAAAGAAUAUUGCCGGAUACCAUAUAUUCAACUGUCACAGCCAAACUGAGGUGAUUGCAAAGUUCGAGUUCACGCUCUGGGCGAAAAUUGCAUCGGUGAUAUUUCUGGUUAUCACCAUCGUGUGUUAUAUCGCCAUGGGCGAGACCAGAAACACAUUCGGUAAAAUUCUCAUAAAUUACUGCGUAGCCAUGAUGUUGCUGAUGUUGAUACUGACCAUUGCGCAUCGCUACCUUAUCGUUUCCAGAAUCGAGUGUAAAAUCAGAGGUUAUUCUAUCAUCCUCUUCAACUCGGCGCUAUUCGCUUGGUUGAAUAUCAUGUCUUUGGAUAUCUGGUUUACAUUUGGAACACCGAAAAGGAGUAUUGGAAGGGAUCAACGGAAAAAGGACUUAAAAAAGAUACUCUUGUAUUGCCUGUAUGGAUGGGGAAUGCCAAUUUUUCACACUCUUUUGAUCCUGACUCUCGAGACAUUCAAAAUUUUACCAGAAUCCAUUCAACCAUACGUGGGGAUAUUUUUUUGCAUCCUCGAGAAACGUAAUUACGCACAUAUAGUGUUUCUUUUGGUACCUCAACUAAUACUUCAGAUAAUCAACACUAUCCUUUUCAUCAAAACCAUCACUUAUUGCAUAAAUGUAAAAAAUGAAAUAAGCAAAAUGAAUGACACCAAAGGAAGAAAGGAGAAGACCAAAUUCGCAAUUGAUAAAGACAGGUUGAGCCUUAUUAUAAAACUGGCCGUGAUCAUGGGCGUAAUUUUUGUCUUCGAAGUUAUUUCAGCAUUUUUCGAUAUGAAUAAAAUCAGUAGCUUCACGAAGAAUUUUGAAAUUGUAAUGGAUACCAUUACCUGCUUGCAAGGUGUCUUCAUAUUUGUGAUAUUCAUCUUCAAGAAGAAAACGCUGCAUCACGUGAAACUAAAGCUAGGCUUGAGCGAGAGAAGAACGUCUUACUCCACCUCUCUAACAAGUCACUUGCCACCAAAUGGGGUUCAGAUGGACGUAGUCGGUAAAGGCAGCGUAAACAGUAACUACUGCAUAGAUGAUACUCUAAAUAACAAGAAGGUGAUAAGAAUAUGCUGGAACGACUUGAAAUUGUGCGAGUCGAAACGAUGUGUCCACAAAUGUUGCCCUGACAAUCAGAGCUUUGUUAACGGCUCAAAUUGUUCGUUUACUUACACUUACGGCGUCGAUCUGAACUUCAGCGACUCUAUUAAGGAGCCAACCGGCGACUUUAUAGUGGUACAUGGAUACAGUGGCAACAUCUACCUACAACCAGCCGAUUGGUCAUUCGAGCUGGACACCAAGGGAGUUUUCACUUUGUAUGACGAAGAAUUUGGCAAUGCCGUUUAUUACCCAACCGAGGAAACCUACUGUAUAGAGUAUGCUACGAAACAUGGGUCCCAUUUAGGGUACAAAUUAUUCAGAAUAUUGCCGGAAAAGUGCGAAAUGUUGGAACCGAAAUCUGGAAAAAUUAGAAAUAAAAACAUAACCAAACAGGACACGACGCGAUUUAUGUGUUACUGCUUAUAUGGAUGGGGGGUGUCCUUGUUCCUGACACUUAUACCAUUAGUAUUUUAUUUCCUAAAAAUAAUGCCCUCCAGCCUUGAAAUUAAAAUGGGUGUAACGAGAUGCUUUAUUGAAAGAUAUGAAGGCAACUAUGCUGAAGUAUUGUUUCGGACGAUACCGAUCACCUUUAUCAACCUAGUGAAUUUGGUGCUGUUUGCAAAAACAGUUAAAUGCUGUAUGGACGUUAAAAAAGAAAUCGCCAAAAUGAACAACAGUCACUGCUCGAAAAAAAAGAAGUUUCUCGCGAAUAAGCAAAAGUUUACUUUAAUUAUAAAGCUGACCGUGGUGAUGGGAAUGUCCUAUUUGUUCGAAGUGGUUUCUUCGUUUUAUGAUUUCAGCCAAAAUAAUUUUACCAAGUAUGUCGAAUUGGUUUGGGAUAUUUUCAAUUGCAUGCAGGGUAUUUUCAUAUUUUUUAUAUUCGCUUGGAAGGGAAGCGUUUGGCAGAAAAUUAAAAGCAACUUGAAAUUGAAGAAACUUGGACAAAUAUCUUUAUCACUUAGAAGCACACGCACUUCCUCGGGGAAGAAGAAAGAUAUUUCAGGCGAUGCCUGACAUGUGUCGUUUUCUUACAUUCGCAGCCUUCGGUUUGCAAUAUGAGACAAACGGAAAGGGCGAGAAGGGUAUCGAAAAGUAGAAG